This is a messenger RNA of Impatiens glandulifera, 995 nucleotides long. Its product is annotated as transcription factor bHLH149-like. Gene Ontology annotation, biological process: regulation of DNA-templated transcription. The record is from RefSeq and is a predicted model, not a curated record. The transcript has 2 exons. Lineage: Eukaryota; Viridiplantae; Streptophyta; Magnoliopsida; Ericales; Balsaminaceae. The coding region runs from base 164 to 781 and encodes 205 amino acids.
UAAUUUUGUGUAUAAAUGUGAAGUUUUACAGGUCUGCGUUCUUCAUUAUAUCAAACACUAUCAUCAUCAUCAUCAUCGCUGCUGUUCUUCCUCAGAAAUUAAUCUACAGGCGACGACUACAUCUAUACGCAAUUCUUACGCUGCUGCGGUGGUGGUGCGUUUAAUGGCGUCAUCUUCGUCGUCUCCGAUCUCAACUUUUGAUGGCGGUUACGAGAGAUCGCAAGAGUCCAAUCGCAAGAAGAGAAGAAAAAUCAUUCGUGGUGACGCGGCUAAGAUAAACGAUGUCCAAAUGAAUCGAUUGCAAUGGAAAACCAACGCCGAACAGCAGAUCUACUCCGUCAACCUCGUCGAAGCCCUACGCCGGACUCCGUCGUCUCCGGAGACAGUUUCUAACGCCGGAAUCCGAUCCAUUAGGGAGACAGCCGACCGAGUUCUGGCUGUCUCCGCUAGGGGAAGAACUCGGUGGAGCAGAGCGAUUCUCUCAUGUCGACUCAGAUCGAAGCUGGUUAAUAAGAGGCAUAAGAAAGUGAAAUUAUCAGGUAAGAUCCAACCGAAAAGAAAGCCGGCUAGAACAAAUGCUCCGCCGCCGUUACAACGAAAAGUGCAAAUUCUCGGCCGGUUAGUUCCCGGCUGCCGGAAACUUCCGUUCCAUAACCUUCUUGAAGAAACCACAGACUACAUCGCAGCGCUCGAGAUGCAAAUCAAAGCGAUGAGUGCUCUCGCCGUCCUACUCAACGGCGCCGGAUCUUCAACCGCCGCCGGUUCCGAUCAAAAUUCCUAGCCUCAACUUUUCAUUAUCAAACCAAGUUGUUCUUAAUUAAUUAGUAGUAUUUUUAUUUUAUUUUUCAUUUUUCAUUUUCACAGAUUUUUGUCAAUUCUUCUUCAAAGCCUCCUUGAGCUUUUUGCUUUAAUUUAUUUACAUUUUUAUUGUACAAACAAAAUUUGUCAUGUAACAUGUUACUUUUUAUUUAUUUAUUUAUUUAAAUUUUCUGAAA